Molecule: messenger RNA, 3860 nt
Organism: [Torrubiella] hemipterigena
Lineage: Eukaryota; Fungi; Ascomycota; Sordariomycetes; Hypocreales; Clavicipitaceae
Source: the annotation of a GenBank genome assembly
CACCACCAACACCAACCACUGCUGCUGCUGCACCCCGUCUCGAGAGAAUACUUUUGGCAGAGCUGACACAGCAAGCACACGUCCUGCACAAUGGCUGGUUCGCAAGCGAUUCUUCCCUCGCUGGACACGGUCCGCGAAAUCAUCUCGAAGCCUUCCAAGACGGGAUUAAAGCCUACGCUUGUCCCCAUCUACCGCCAAAUCUCCUCCGACCUCAUCACGCCCUCAGCCGCAUACCUCAAAGUCUCCGCACACGCUUCCAAGACAUCCCAGUACUCGUUUCUCUUCGAAUCCGCAGCCACCGAGCAGGUUGGCCGAUACAGCUUUGUGGGUGCCAAUCCCCGCAAGAUCCUGACCACAGGUCCCGGCUUCGGCCCAGAGACAGACCCUCUGCCUAUCCUUGAGAAGGAAUUGGCCGAGCAUGUUGUCGCUGAUGUGCCUGGCUUGAAGUUGCCGCCACUGACGGGCGGUGCCAUUGGAUACAUUGGCUACGACUGCGUGCGAUACUUUGAGCCCAAGACGGCGAGACCCAUGGAAGAUGUCCUCAAGAUCCCCGAGUCGCUCUUUAUGCUGUUUGACACUGUGGUGGCCUUUGACAGAUUCUACGGAGUCAUCAAGGUCAUUAGCUACGUCAAGGUCGGCGAGAACCCCAACGUCGAGGAGGCCUACGCUGAGGCCACCAAGAGCGUCGACGAGCUGAUCGCCGUGCUGGAAUCGCCCGAGGUCCCCAUGCCGCCACAGGGCCCCAUCACACUGGGCCAGGAGUACAAGUCCAACAUUGGCCGCGAGGGCUACGAGGGCCAUGUCACCAAGCUCAAGGAGCACAUUGUCAAGGGCGACAUCAUCCAGGCGGUGCCGUCGCAGCGCUUUGCCCGUCCCACCAGCCUGCACCCAUUCAACAUCUACCGUCACCUGCGCACCGUCAACCCCUCGCCAUACCUGUUUUAUAUCGACUGCAAGGACUUCCAGAUCAUCGGUGCCUCACCGGAGCUUCUGGUCAAGGAGGAAGCAGGCCGCAUCAUCACGCAUCCCAUUGCUGGUACCGUCAAGCGCGGCAAGACCCCCGAGGAAGACGAGCGCCUGGCCGACGAGCUACGCAGCUCGCUCAAGGACCGCGCCGAGCACGUCAUGUUGGUAGACCUUGCGCGCAACGACGUCAACCGCGUAGGUGACCCUCUCACAGUGCGUGUCGACCGCCUUAUGGUUGUCGAAAAGUUCAGCCACGUGCAGCACCUGGUGUCGCAGGUCUCUGGUGUCCUGCGCCCCGGCCAGACUCGCUUCGAUGCCUUCCGCUCCAUCUUCCCUGCCGGCACCGUCUCUGGCGCCCCCAAGGUCAAGGCGAUGGAGCUGAUUGCGGAGCUGGAGAAGGAGAAGCGCGGCAUCUACGCUGGCGCCGUGGGCUACUUUGGCUACGGCGGGGUGGACGAGCAGGGCAAUGCGGUGGACGGCGCCAUGGACACGUGCAUUGCGCUGCGCACGAUGCUGUACAAGGACGGCACUGCGUAUCUGCAGGCCGGUGGUGGUAUCGUGUUUGACUCGGACGAGUACGACGAGUGGAUGGAGACGAUUAACAAGCUGGGUGCCAACAUGUCGUGCAUCACGACGGCUGAGCAGCUGUAUCACGCGCAGCAGCAGCAGCAGCAAAAGUAAAAAAGAAAUAUAAAUAAAAAGGAAAGAAAAAAUGGGUAUACAUAGAUGCUUUAUACAUUACAAUGUGUAUUGGAGACAGAGACGAAGAGAGGAUCUGUCACAAUAGAAGGAUAUGAAAUAUAAUAUAAUUGUACUUUUUUCACUCAACUGUACUGGAUACAUAUACACACAUGAGAGAUUGGUUUUUUAAAUGCAACUUUGUAUAAUUAAAUGUACUUAUAUAAAAAUGGUCGUAUUCAUUCAGAUGAAAUUCGUUAAAUCGUGUAAUAGAUACAAUGCAUAAUGCAUGCGUAGUUACAUACGCUGGAGGGGACUUCGCUGUAGCCCUUUAAAAUAUGUAUAUUCCCCCAAUUCCAAACCAAGCCUCCUAACACUCAGCCCUCAUGAGACUUGCAUAGCAGCAGCCAUCUCAGGGAUUGGCGUAUCCCUCUUUGGCUCGGCGGUGGCUAGUAGGUGUGAUGCAGGUCCAGUGGGUGUCUUCAUGUCCAUCUCUGCGUCGCCCGGCGUGAGAUAUCGAGUCCCAGGCCCGGACUCGACUGUGGUGGAGGAAGAAGCAACGCUAUCGCCAUCCGACAUGUCCACGUCCUCCGACUCGCUGCUCGAGUCUCCACUGGUGACGCUCGGAUCUGGCGUCUGCAUGGUGGUAGCAGACGCAGACGAAGCGUGGCAGGUUCCGGCGGCAGAUGCGGCAGCAGCCGCAGCAGCUUGGGCCCGUAGGGCAGCAAUAGCGCCGCCGACUUCCUCAUCCUCGCCCUCUUCACAGUCCUUUCCGAUUGUCCAGGCCCAGUGGCGCUUCUUUUCUCUUCUGCGCUUCUUGCGGAUGCCGCCGUUAAUGGGGCUGGCGGCUGUCAACUUGGACAAGCGGCGAGCUGCGUCCUCCAUGGGGCCAGGGGUUUGGCCGCCGUCUUCAAUCUCGUGGCCAGUAAAGGCACGAGCAAUGUCCACGGCCAUGGGCUGGCUAAAUGGCGACAGAGGAGACGGGGAGGCUUCUUCAAGGAGCAGAUCAAUGUGAGACCGGGUAUACUUGUUUGUGGUGAUUUCCUGCUCAAUAGGGCUGUUGUAGCCAACUCGUCUGGCUGCUCUCUCUAGGAGUCUCUGAGACCGGCGACCCGGGGACAUGGGCGUCAAGGCAGAGCGGGGAGGCAGUGGGGAGUUGCGCAGAAUGCUGCGAAGAGAGUGAGAGCGGACGUAGGGAGCAGGGAAGGCUGGGGCAAAUCUGCGGAGAGGCGUGCCUGUGGCAGUCACCGGGGAGCGAAUAAUGGUUUCCGUGGUUUGCGAGUAUACAAAGACCUUGGGGCCAUGGGGAUCAACAGGGCCAGCAGAGAGGGGCGGCGUGGGCGUCAUGACGCUGGGAUAGGCGUGCAUGCGGACGGGUGAGCAGGCGGUGCCACCAGCAGAAAGGGGAGACUCUGGAAAGGCCGAAGCAAAGGGGGUGAUGGCCUUUGACUUGAGGUUGGAAAAGUUGGUGUUGAGGGUGAGCUUGGACCCGUAGAGGGUGUUGAUUGCUGUGGCCGGCGAGGAGGUUGUUGGCGUAGAGCGCUCAAUGGCGGUGACAUAGGCGUUGGAGAGGGUGUUGAAGGCCGUAGGGUCACUGGGAUUGACGGAGAAGGUCCUCGGUCUUGAAGCAUUGUUGACGGCUGGUGUUUGCGUCUGAAGAGAGAGACGGGGACGCUUUGCAGCGGCCGGUCGAGGAUGUUGCGAAGCCAUGGCGUAUGUGUGUAAGAGAAUGCGUGCUGAUGAUGAUGCAGUUGUUGUUCUUGUUGACGAUAACAAACCAAGAAUGAAAGAAAAAUCAAAAAAGCUCAGUCAAUUUGCCAGCAAAAAGACCAAGAACGACGCUCUUUAUCCACAAACAGACGGCGUGUCGUAUGGGAUCACCAGCGGUGGCAAAAGAAGAGCGUCACAGAAAGUAAUAGCCCUGGGUCCUCAGUCUCGUAUUUGGCUGAAAGUACCUGUACCGCCAGGGUGCAGGGGUGCGAGGUUGAAGAAGUGAAUUAAAGAUAAAAUCCAAAGGGCAGAAGAAGAAGAAAAGCAAAAAGCAAACACGACGAAGAAAUAGAAGAUGUGAAAAAAAAGAGGAGGAGGAAGAAAGAAAGAGGGGAAGCGUGUAUUUGGGUGCGGCGGCUACAGUAGCUGGUACACUGCGCUGGGCUGGCGGGGAGAGCGCUGGAAGGGAAAAGGCAGAGGGUAGCGGCAACAGCAGAGGAUUGGUU